CUUGUGCGCAGCCUGAGCCACCUCCUAACUCUUCACCAUACCUUGCCUCUCCAACUGAAGAAGCCGAGAAGGGAAAAAAUUUAGCUCCAAUGGCGGCCAAGGCUAGAAAUCCUCAAAAGACCAGGAACCCCGAUCUGAUCAGGGGUGUCGGAAAGUACUCUAGAUCUAAGAUGUACCACAAGAGAGGUCUCUGGGCCAUCAAGGCCAAAAAUGGCGGUGUUUUCCCACAUCACGACCCCAAACCCGCCGCCGAGGCUCCAGUCCUGAAGGCCCCCAAGUUUUAUCCAGCUGAGGACGUAAAGAAGCCCCUUGUUAACAAGCACAAGCCUAAGCCAACCAAGCUCAGAGCGAGUAUCACUCCAGGGACAGUGUUGAUCAUUUUGGCUGGAAGGUUUAAGGGGAAGAGAGUUGUUUUUCUCAAGCAGCUCUCUUCUGGGUUGCUCUUGGUCACUGGACCAUUCAAGCUCAAUGGGGUUCCCAUUAGACGUGUGAAUCAGUCUUAUGUGAUUGGAACUUCCACCAAGGUUGAUGUUUCUGGUGUCAAUUUGGAGAAGUUUGAAGACAAGUAUUUUGCAAAGGAAGGCAAAAAGAAGUCUAAGAAGGGAGAGGGAGAGUUUUUUGAGGCUGAGAAAGAGGAGAAGAAUCAGCUCCCACAAGGAAAGAAAGAUGAUCAGAAGACAGUGGAUACUCCAUUGUUAAAGUCUAUUGAGGCUGUCCCAGACUUGAAGACAUACCUUGGAGCAAGAUUCUCUCUUAAGGCAGGCAUGAAGCCCCAUGAGCUGGUCUUUUAAGUGAAUGUUUCAGUUAUAACUCUAGGGUAAUUUUGUGAGUGGUUUUUGUUUGAUUUUAUUUUAUAAUCGACUUUUUUUUAAUGUAUUUUUCAUAUUUCUGGCAGAGCUAUAAUUUUGUAGUAACCAGUUUACGUUAUGAAGAAUUUUUCUUUUUUUCCA
Molecule: messenger RNA, 950 nt
Organism: Humulus lupulus (European hop)
Lineage: Eukaryota; Viridiplantae; Streptophyta; Magnoliopsida; Rosales; Cannabaceae
Product: large ribosomal subunit protein eL6-like
Exons: 4
Coding region: 90-791 (233 amino acids)
Biological process (GO): cytoplasmic translation; ribosomal large subunit assembly
Cellular component (GO): cytosolic large ribosomal subunit; ribosome
Molecular function (GO): RNA binding; structural constituent of ribosome
Source: RefSeq, a predicted model, not a curated record